Cuscuta campestris is the source of this 2421-nucleotide messenger RNA. The record is from the annotation of a GenBank genome assembly. NCBI's taxonomy places the organism in Eukaryota, Viridiplantae, Streptophyta, Magnoliopsida, Solanales, Convolvulaceae.
UUUGUGACCUUUAUAAAUUUGACCCCCAAACGUUCGUUUCGAAGUCUCUCCUCUCUCUCAUUCCCCACCGGCACCGCCGACCGUCAGAUCGCCGGAAACCCCUCGUCCCGACCCUCCCCCAUCGCUCGGUUAAUUUCCCGGAACAAGCCGGUCUAGGUCACGACCCAGAUCUGUUUGUGAUUCUGGAGGUUUGUGCAUACUUUUUGAGAGAUCGAGGGUUCUAGCGAGAAUUUGAUGUGUUAGGCGGCGCGGUGGUUGAGUGUCGGUGAAGUUUUGAAUUGACUUGGGAACGGGGCUUCGCAAUCUUCGUCUCGAAUCGGUGUCGGUGGGCAUAAUUCGCCGGAUUCCGCCAGCUUUUCACCGACAUUUCUUAUCCGGUGCAGCAGUGGGAAGAUGCAGCAAGAUCUGCGCAAGAAGACUUCCAAAGAGAUGGAGUUCUUCACAGAGUAUGGGGAUGCAAACCGGUACAGAAUCCUUGAGAUUAUAGGAAAAGGAAGCUAUGGUGUUGUUUGUGCAGCCAUCGACACUCAUACUGGGGAAAAAGUGGCAAUUAAAAAAAUAAAUGAUAUUUUUGAGCACAUCUCUGAUGCAAUUCGGAUUUUGAGGGAAGUGAAGUUGCUUAGGCUUUUGAGGCAUCCGGAUAUUGUGGAAAUCAAACGAAUUAUGAUUCCUCCUUCACGGCGGGACUUCAAAGAUAUAUAUGUUGUUUUUGAGCUCAUGGAAUCUGAUCUUCAUCAAGUUAUUAAAGCCAAUGACGAUUUGACGCAAGAACACCACCGUUUUUUUCUCUAUCAGAUGCUGCGUGCUCUGAAAUAUAUGCACACAGCCAAUGUUUAUCAUCGAGAUCUUAAACCAAAAAACAUAUUGGCAAAUGCAAACUGCAAACUAAAAAUAUGUGAUUUUGGAUUAGCAAGGGUUGCAUUCAGCGACACGCCUACUACUGUAUUUUGGACGGAUUAUGUCGCCACAAGAUGGUACAGGGCUCCCGAGUUAUGUGGAUCUUUUUUCUCCAAGUAUACUCCCGCCAUUGAUAUUUGGAGUAUUGGCUGCAUCUUCGCGGAGGUUCUGACUGGGAGACCACUUUUCCCCGGUAAAAGUGUUGUUCAUCAGUUGGAACUGAUUACUGAUCUUCUUGGGACACCACCAGCAGAAACCGUUUCAGGGGUUCGUAACGAGAAGGCUAGGAAAUAUCUAAUGGAUAUGCGCAAAAAGAAUCCAGUUCCUUUUGCCCAGAAAUUUCAGGGGUUGGAUCCAUUGGCAGUUCGACUGAUGCAGAGACUGUUGGCAUUUGACCCUAAGGACCGUCCAACGGCUGAGCAGGCGUUGGCUGAUCCUUACUUCAAAGGACUAGCCAAGAUUGAGAGAGAACCUUCUUGUCAACCAAUCUCUAAGCUGGAAUUUGAGUUUGAGCGCCGGAGGCUGACAAAGGAUGAUGUUCGAGAAUUAAUAUAUAGGGAGAUUUUAGAAUAUCAUCCUCAACUUCUGAAGGACUACAUUUCCGGAAACGAUGCAAGUUACCUCUACCCCAGUGCUAUUGGUCAAUUUAGAAGGCAAUUUGCUUAUCUUGAAGAAAAGAGCAGUAACAACGGGCCAGUGAUUCCUCCCGAAAGAAAGCAUGUCUCUCUUCCACGUUCCACAGUUAAUUCAAGUACCGUCCCACCCAAAACCCAACCAAGUGGGCCCAUGUGUGAUCAUCGCCGAAUGACCGAAGUAUAUGUGGAUGCCAGAGUUGCAGAGACCGUUUGUAAUCACCUACCCAAGGUUUCACGACCACCACCUCCCGUUCCAGCAGCUGCAGCCAAACCGAGAGUUGUGGGCCCGGUUCUACCCCUAGAUGGACACAUACAUUCUCGGAAUCCGGUCAUGCAUCCGCAGGGAAUGCCUUCCCAUUAUUAUGUAUAUAGGACUACUAACUCAGGAAAGAACGAAGAACAGUAUGGAGGAGCGGAGAUUGGGAAAGAUUCCUCUCACCAUCACCACCACCACCACCACCACCAUGUGCCGUUGUCAUCCGAUGCAAAGCUAACCCCACCUACUAGAUCCAACCCAGGCGGCGGCGGUGUUAUUAACAGCAACCCUUAUUGCCACCACCAGUCACAUGCAAAUAAUGUAGGCCAACUAAGUAGUCAGAUGGUGGCGCUUGAUGCUAAACUUAUGCAGCAGGCACAGACUCAUCGCGAGGUCGGUGCCGUUGUCCAGUAUGGUCUGAUUUGAUCAUCUCCCUGUUUAAAGCAAACCAUCUUUAAGUGUAUUGUGUCCUCCAAUUUAGAGUAUAGAUCAGAAGAGGGGCGGGUUUGUUUCUGCCCUGUGAAAAUCUUUGGUUUUAGGGUACCCUCUUGCUCGGUUAUUCAUACCCCGUGUAAAAGUCAGGUGUUGUAUCAAUUGUUUCCUGAUUAAUAAUAAUAAUAAGUUACUCCUUGU